CUUCUGUCUGGACUGACUGUUUCUUCAAGUAAACUGCUAAAGUGAAAACAGACUAAACAUCAUCUGAUGCUAUUAAAUAACCAGAUUGAAUAUAUCUCAUUUUCUACCUUUGACCUGUCUUUCUCUCUACCAGUCUCUCUGAGAGUCAGCCCGAACCGUCAGCAGUUUUUUACGGGGGAGUCUGUACAUCUGAGCUGUGAGGAGGAAGAGGAUGUGGAGGGUGAGGAAGAGGGGAUGGACUUACCUGGUUGGAAGCUGAAGAGGAUUUCACUCAUAGAGACCGAGACGUGCGGAGCAACUGGCAACUUCAGGAGGCUCAACGCUUCUUCCUGCGUUGUCUCAAAUCUGUCUCCUGUAUAUGAUCGAGGGGUUUACUGGUGUGAACGCAGGAAUGGAAAGAAAAGCAUCCAAGUCACCAUCACUGUUUCAGCUCGUCCUUUUAUCCUGGAGGUCCCUGCGCUUCCUGUGACGGCAGGGAGCAAUGUCACUCUGCGCUGCAGGAAUCGACAGGGUUCCACCGUCCCAGUUAACUUCUUUAAGUUCGGCAGACACAACGCACCAAUUCAAGCUGCGCCCAGCGGAGAGUUUACGAUCAGGGGGGUGAAGCUGUCUGAUGAAGGUUUCUACUGGUGUUCUACUGAGCAGAACGUCUCGCCAUCCAGCAGACUGAAUGUCAAAGCUGCUUCUUCACAUCCCCGCAACAACUCCAAUCCCAUCUUCUUUUCUCCUCUGGUCAGAGUGUUCUGCCAUCUACUGGUUAUUGGUGUGUACUGCAUCACCACUGGACUGCUGGUUUCUAUUCACUGCUGUAGGAUGGAUGGAAAGGCAGCAGGCAUCACCACGGGGACGGUGCAGCGAGCUGAAGGUGAGCAGGUGUUGGACAACAAAAGUCUCAAUGCUGCUGAUGACGUUACCACGGAGCAUGACUUCUGAGCUGCUUUAACAGAACAAACUGUACUUCCAGUCAAGUUAGUAUUUGAUUCACUAAAACUUUACCCUUUGCAAAAUCUUAACAAACAAACUAAAGACAUCCUGGAGAACGGCAUCAUAAAGCUGCCUGGAUGAGCCUACUGAGUCAAACACAUUUUAACAACUUUAUCAAACUAAAAGAAGAACCCACAUGAAGGGUCUUGAUAGUUCACCCACAUGAGGCUCAAACUGCUAUUUUGAGCCAUUAGCAUUGAAGCUCCAAGUCUUUGGAAAUCUGCAGGAGGAAUGAAAUGUCUUUUCAGAAGAGAUUCACAUAUUUGGUGAAAAAGCAUUAGGGAAGUGUUGCCCCAACAUGUAGAGUUUAAUAUUGUACAUAUAUAUUUACAUAUUAACAUAUUUUACAUUGUAAAAAUGCAUGAAAUAAAAAAGAAAUAUAUCAUUAAUGUAGAUGUUCAGUGAAUGUUCUUUUCUGUGUUUUAUAAUAUCUGCUAUGAAACACUUAGCCGUAAUA
Molecule: messenger RNA, 1441 nt
Organism: Mugil cephalus (flathead mullet)
Lineage: Eukaryota; Metazoa; Chordata; Actinopteri; Mugiliformes; Mugilidae
Exons: 4
Coding region: 67-933 (288 amino acids)
Biological process (GO): cell surface receptor signaling pathway
Molecular function (GO): transmembrane signaling receptor activity
Source: RefSeq, a predicted model, not a curated record